Molecule: messenger RNA, 2632 nt
Organism: Metopolophium dirhodum (rose-grain aphid)
Lineage: Eukaryota; Metazoa; Arthropoda; Insecta; Hemiptera; Aphididae
Product: sodium/potassium/calcium exchanger 4-like
Exons: 10
Coding region: 170-1612 (480 amino acids)
Biological process (GO): intracellular calcium ion homeostasis; calcium ion transmembrane transport
Cellular component (GO): membrane
Molecular function (GO): calcium, potassium:sodium antiporter activity; calcium channel activity
Source: RefSeq, a predicted model, not a curated record
AGUUAUGACGUAUAUUCUGUUAUGAUAGUUUGUUAGACACUGAUUUCUAUUAUUCAUAUAGAUUAUUCAUAUUAGUAAUUAAACCAGUGACGAUCUGCGCUUUGACCUAACCACCUGCAUUUUCAAGACAGCUUUAUUUACUAUCAGAAAUAUAGAAACAUAAAUAAAUAUGGUGACAUUUGAGAACUAUUUACGUGUAGUAAACCAAAAAAACUGGAAAGCAAGAUUAUCUUCGAUUAUUUUAGCGAUGUUCAUGCUCAUAUUUUAUUGUUUGAAGUCAUAUACUAGAAGUUCACACGAAUCUGAUAUUAAACAUGUCGGGCGUGUAUUAUUAUCAAGUAUCAAUAAAACAAACAGUCAAAGAGAAAAAUCGUUUUUUGAAGAGAUUUUUAUUUUUGAGGAACGCACUUUCACUAUAUUGUGUACUUCUGUUGUUGCUUUAUACUUAUUUUUAUUUUUGGGAGUAGUAUGCAAUCGUUAUUUGGUACCAUGCAUUCAUAUAAUUUCUCACAGGAUGAAGUUGAGUGAAGAUGUUGCAGGAGCGUCUGUAAUGGCUGCAGCAGUGGCAUGUCCUGAAUUAUUCGUCAAUAUACUAGCUACAUUCUUUACAGAGGGCGAUGUCGGAAUCGGAACUGUAGUUGGCACUGGCUUAUUUAAUGUACUAUUAGUUCCUGGACUUUGUAUACUUAUGGCUGAUCAAAAGGUCAUACACCUGGAAAACUGGCCCAUCACACGUGAUGUAUCGAUGUAUCUUUUAACUAUAUCAUUAUUAGUUUGGUCAUUGGCUGAUAACAAGGUUUAUGCUUACGAAGCGUUGAUAUUAAUUAUAGUUUACAUGGUGUACCUAUUAAUUCUCUCUUACAGCUCAUAUCUUGAAAAAAUAUUUAAAUAUAUAUCUCAACAAGAGAACAAAGUUUUCGAAGGGUGCAGUGAGAACCAACCGAUUCUUCCUCUAAAUGGAAUUGUAGCAAAUGGAUUUAUAGUGCAAGAGCAUAUUAUUUUGCCCAAAUGGAAAGACAGACUUCGUGAUCAACUAUUAAAUAUCAAAGAAAUACUAGUAUGGCCUAUAGUCUUAAUCUUAAAAGUGACUGUUCCGAGCUGCAAUAGUCAAGAUAGAGUUUUUUGGAUACCGAUUACCAUGUGUAUGUGUAUAUUUUGGAUUGGAUGUGGAUCAUUUAUCAUUGUAGAAUUGAUUACAAUUAUAGGAAAUGAAUUCUUAAUACCUGAUUCAGUUAUGGGCAUUACAUUAUUAGCAAUUGGCAUGAGUGUACCCGAAAUGGUGUCUAGUAUAGCAGUAGCAAGACAAGGACAAGGAACUAUGGCUUUAUGUACCGCACUGAGUUCAUCAACAUUUGAUGUUUUAAUUUGUUUGGGUGUUCCAUGGUUUAUAAAAGCUAUGUGGUUCCAUAAAGAAAACUCAAGUGCAUCCAUAAAUGUUCACUCGAGAAGUCUCGACGAUAGUGCGAUUGCUGUAAUGUUAAGUACAAUUGGUUUUAUGCUAUUGAUGUGUGCCAAAUCAUUUGUGUUAACUAAAAAAUCAGGUGGAUUUCUUGUUUUCAUAUGGUUAUUCAUUUGCUCAGCCAUGGUGUACAAUGAGUAUGCAACAAAAUGAGAAAAAUUCGUGUAGCUUAAUUGCUCAAUCAAUUUGCGUGAGUUGGUGAACGAUGACAUGUAAAUAGCCAAUAGUACUCGUCUAUGGCUAAUGCCGCUGUUGAAAUGAGCCACGGAAUAUUGAUUUAGGUUCUGAAGACUGAAAUAUCAGGAUCAUUGAGUAUACGUCAAAAGGACCGACCCGUCUUAUCUUCUAAAAAUACUUGAGACAAUUUUAAUGUCUGGUAUAAAUAGGUACCUAGCAUAAGAUCGUUUACGUUAUUAAAUAAUAAUAUAUAAUAAUGUGCUGUGAUUAGACAUAUUAAUAUAUUAUAGAUACCUACUUGUGUUAAGCAAAAACUAUUGAAAGAAACUUCAAUAAAUACUUAAUAUAGCCUAGAUGUACCUAGGUUCAUAUUAUAAUUAUUAUAUUUAAAAAGUUUAUAUUUUUAUUUUUAAUGUCGGAAAUAUAGUUUUGUGUACAGCAUUUUUUAUUUUAUAAAUUAUUUAAAAAUGAAAAUUCGUUUAAUUUAACCUAUAAUAAUGAAAUACAAAGGUUUCCAAUGUAUUACAUAUUUAAGUAAAAUUAUACUUAAUCUUUUAACAUAUUUGCUAACGAAACCCAUGUAUAGUUAAUUAUAGAUUUAAAAUUAAACAGUUAGACCAGAUUGUAUUAACUAUCAUUGAAUUAGCGACAUUUACCUUACAUUUUGUUGUAUGUUUUAAUUUUAUUUCAUACAAUAUGAAAAUAAAAUACUAUCAAUUGACCUUCACUGUAAUGAAAAAAACCUACUUAUAUGAAUAUUAAUCUAGAAUGCGUUCUACUUUUCCUCUUCCCACCCAAUUAUGUUUUUAAUAUUUAAUAAUCCGUUGGAUACUCAUAGAAUAAUUUGUCAAUGUUAAUAAUAACUAAUAAGUAAUAACUAAUGUUAUUAUCAAAAUUAAUAGAUAAUAAUCUAUAGUAAUUAUUAAUCUAUAUAUUUUAUUAUUUUUAAGUUUUCAAUUUUGUUAGUUAGUAGAAACCAAUAAACCAUAAUAUAUA